AUGAUUGACCGCGCCGCCGUCACCAACGGAAUAAAGCUCAAGUAUGGCGCGUCGCUGCGCGCACCGUGGCUGGACCAAUGUGCACAGCACGUGGAGCUGGAGCUGCAGCAGACCAGCGACGUCAAGAGCCGCGCCAACACGGUGCCGCUGCACAUCGAGGCGCAAAUCCGGCUGGUGCUCGAGCAGCUGCUGCACUCGGAGAUCGGCAUCUCGUGCUUCCCAUCGCUGGUGCCAUCCGACCAAGCGGCUGGUGUCGCUCGGCUGCCAGCGUCGGCGCCGGGUACAUUCCUGCAGAUCCAGGAGAUUAUAGACGUCGGCGUCAGUAAGCACGCGUUGUGGGAGGCGGUCAAGGAGAAGGAGGACUUUGAGCUGCGCGGCAUCCGCCCAAGCUACAUGGCGCCCGCUACCGACGACGACGAAAGCGCAGCCACAGUUUCGGCUUCGGCCACACAGAUGAGCGCGGUGCAGGCGCAGGGCCUCUCGGGUGAUGCCGAGCGCGAGCCGAGGAUUCCGCGCGGGAUGCUCAAGCUGACGCUGACUGAUGGCAAGAGCUGCGUUUCGGCCAUUGAAAUGCAGCCGAUCCCGCAGCUCAGCGCCGAGCUGCCUAUCGGAACCAAAGUCCUGAUCACAGCCGGCCAACCCAUGGAGCCAACGACAGGCACGCUCUGCCUGAUGGCCGGAUCAAUCCACGUGCUGGGCGGCGCGCCGGCGCAGUAUGCGCAGUACACACUGAGGGCGAGGCUCGAAAGGCUGCUUGAUAAGUGA
This is a messenger RNA of Kickxella alabastrina, 765 nucleotides long. RefSeq lists its product as uncharacterized. NCBI's taxonomy places the organism in Eukaryota, Fungi, Kickxellomycota, Kickxellomycetes, Kickxellales, Kickxellaceae. Gene Ontology annotation, cellular component: nuclear body; RecQ family helicase-topoisomerase III complex. Gene Ontology annotation, biological process: resolution of meiotic recombination intermediates; double-strand break repair via homologous recombination. The coding region runs from base 1 to 765 and encodes 254 amino acids. The record is from RefSeq and is a predicted model, not a curated record. The transcript has a single exon.